UGUCCAACACUUGUCUGAGACAAGCCCAUAUUGCCACGAACUAUGGUCUUUCUUUUCAGCCCACGAGACACUGCUAGAGCCCAGUAUUGGCAAAAAACUAAAAUCUCAACCAAAGCGUUAAAAAUCUCCCACACUUUUCCCUAUAUAAUUUAACCUAAAACCCCAAUUAUCUCGCGUCGCCAAGCCCCAAAUUUAACUCAAAGCUACAACCUUUUUCUACUUAACCUGAAUUUUUUUGCUUGAUUUUUAUGUUCGUACAGCACGCAUCGAAGUCUUGCACGUGAUUUUUAUCGAAAAUCCUGUGAGCUCAAAAGCUGUGCAAUAUCAUAAGUUUUUAAUUAGGUUAACAGAAUGUCAAACCCCAAAGUUUUCUUUGAUAUUUUGAUUGGAAUACAUUGAUAUUUGAAGAAAACUGGUAAAAGAGAUCGAGAUGCUGGAAUUUGACCAUAAAAUAUAGAAAUCACAGGAACUCACCGGUUGCUGUUGAUGACAGAUAUCGAAACUUUUAGCCAAUGUAUAGUAACUUUCACCAAUUGAAAAGCCCAGGACUGCUUUCAAUCUCAUUUAUAGCCGUGAAGUUCUGUCAGUUUUUCAGGAGGUUAUCUUAAAAAGUUUUGCUUCUUUUUGCACCUAAUGAGGUCAGUGGCAGCAACUUUUCCUUUUUGCUUCAAUGGCGUGGUACUGGAUUUGUUUUUGUUAAGAAUACUGGUCACCUGAUUACCCUGGUAGAGUUACAAUUAGACAAUGAUAUUCCACUGUUAACCAGUUAUCAUCAUGGCUAAACAAAUAUGGUUAUGCCCGCUGAAUUUGGAAAAUUAGAGCAGUGAUCAUAACUUCACAUUGGUCAGUUUAGUCAACAUUAUCUCUUUGGAUUUAGGAAAAAAAAAAAGGUGAGAUAUUAUCUUCUGUUGCCAAAUCCAGCAAACGAUUGAAGGUUAGCCGAGGGCUUGAUCAGACCUGGUUUAAUUCAUGAUCAAAAGAAGAAACCAGAGAAAUUUUACAAUCAGUUUAGAACACAAACAUAACUUGCAUUCGAUAUUGCAUCUUCUUUGCCAGGCAUUAGUGGCAAACUCUGCCCUUGUCCAUCAAGAAAAGGAAUGCAGUAAAACUUACAUUCUACAUGUUUUCAUAUGACAUCUGGGGCUGUUUAGAAUUUAGACUCUUCACAGAAGUUCAAUCUUUCCAUCUAUUUUUUGAAAGUCUUCUAAAAACAUAAGUUUCACAUUGUGAAAGGAGCUAUCCCGAACAAUUGAUAAAAAAACAAAAUAAUGUGCCAUCUUGAUGAGAUGAUAUAAUAUAUUUUAAUAAGCACGUGGAAAAUAAAAAAUUCUUAAAUAUUUAGAAUUAGUUGUUCCAGCUGGUGAGAAACUUUAUCUGUUUUUAGUUCUUUGUAAGCAACUUUGACAAAUAAACAGCUAAUUUCUUACCCCAUCCAGCUGAAUUGGUGAAUAUUAAUAUGAUUGCUUGCUUUGUUGUCUGAAUGCUCUUUUGCAUACAUAUAUGUUAGUUGUUGGCUUCUUCUGUCAAGCCAGACCAUUGUUAUUGGUUGACCAAGGCUUCUUUGGCUUCGGAAGAAGUUCUGCAUAAACCACCGGCAGAAAUGGAUAUUGACACUGACCUGCAGAAAGUUUUACCUACAGAAGAACACGAUUAUGAUAGAGCAAAAGAGCUGAAGGCCUUUGAUGACACAAAAGCCGGUGUUAAGGGACUUGUUGAUGCUGGUGUAGUUACAAUUCCUCGAAUCUUUUUCAUGCCGCCUGAAGAUAUACUGUCUGCAAAGUUGGAUGAUCAUGAUAGUUUUCAGGUUCCCAUCAUAGAUCUAAGAGAUCCUGCUGCACAUGCAGAAAUUGUUGAAAAGAUCAGAUAUGCAUCAGAGAAAUGGGGAUUCUUCCAGGUUAUAAACCAUGGCAUCCCACAAGAUGUCAUGAACAAGGUCAUUGCAGGUGUUCAUAGAUUCCAUGAGCAACCGAAAGAGGUGAAGAUGAAAUUUUACUCACGUGAGAACGAGAAGAAAGUGAGAUUUAUCAGCAAUUAUGAUCUGUACGUGUCAAAAGCUGCAAACUGGAGGGACACUUUGUAUUGUGCCAUGGCUCCAAACCCUCCACCUCCCAAAGAGUACCCAGUUGCCUGCAGAGAAAUAUUGAUAAAGUACUCAGAGGAUGUUCAGAGCUUAGGCCAAAUGCUUUUUGGGUUGCUGUCCGAGGCCCUUGGUCUCAAUCCUUCUCACCUCACAGAUAUGGGGUGCAUGGAAGGGCAUGUCUUUGUUUGUCACUACUACCCAGCUUGCCCUGAACCUGACCGGACUAUAGGGCAUGCCAUACACUGUGAUCCUGACUUCCUUACAAUCCUUUUACAAGAUCAAAUUGGAGGCCUCCAAGUUCUUCAUGAAGAUCACUGGAUUGAUAUCCCUCCACUGGAAGGAGCACUCAUAGUUAAUAUUGGCGACCUCUUACAGCUAAUCUCCAACAAGAAGUUCAGAAGCGUUGAGCAUAGAGUUUUGGCUAAGCGGGCAGGCCCAAGAAUAUCAGUAGCAUGCCUAUUCACCACAUUUUAUCAACCAUCUAACAAGCUUUAUGGCCCCAUAAAGGAAUUGUUAUCAGAAGAAAGUCCACCUUUGUACAAGGAAACCUUGAUAAAGAAUUAUCUGUAUUCCUUCCGCUCCUUGGGACGUGACAACGACUCUGCACUUGCUUUUUUGAGAUUGUAAUGAUGAAAAGAAUAA
Molecule: messenger RNA, 2722 nt
Organism: Durio zibethinus
Lineage: Eukaryota; Viridiplantae; Streptophyta; Magnoliopsida; Malvales; Malvaceae
Source: RefSeq, a predicted model, not a curated record